GAGUGCAAAUUUCAAUCCGUAUAAACUGGCGUGCACAAAACGCAAAGAGGCGCAUCUUAGCCAUUUCGUGCGCAAUCGGUCGUCUAAUAAUCACUAUUCCUCCCAACAAAUACCAAACGUUGUCUUCCCUCUUUGAGACCUCUCAUCCAACUCUCUCUGCCUUCUUCCGCCCUGAAGGGAGCCUUUGGAGCUUAUUUACUCGUGUGCAAAUCUAUCAGCAGUGAAGAUGUAUUUUGAUGGAUAUGGGUAUCACGGGACAUCAUUCGAGCAGACGUAUCGAUGUUAUCCUGCAUCAUUUAUUGAAAAGCCGCAACUUGAAAGUGGCGAUAAAAUUAUAAUGCCUCCCUCAGCCCUUGACCGCCUCGCAUCACUACACAUUGAUUAUCCAAUGUUGUUUGAGCUUCGUAAUGACGCUGCUGAGCGGGUCUCUCAUUGUGGGGUGUUGGAGUUCAUUGCAGAAGAAGGCAUGAUCUACAUGCCUUAUUGGAUGAUGGAGAAUAUGCUCUUGCAAGAGGGGGAUGUUGUGCGAGUGAAAAAUGUGACUCUUCCAAAGGGAACAUAUGUUAAACUUCAACCUCAUACAAAGGACUUUUUAGACAUCUCAAAUCCAAAAGCUAUCUUGGAGACAACUCUAAGGAAUUUUUCGUGCUUGACCGUUGGGGAUAGUAUUAUGGUAGCCUACAACAACAAGAAGUAUUAUAUAGAUAUCAUGGAAUCAAAGCCUUCUAAUGCAAUAAGUAUAAUUGAGACAGACUGUGAGGUGGACUUUGCACCUCCUCUUGAUUAUAAGGAACCUGAAAGGCCUGUGGCACAUGUUCCUCUGAACAAGGCAACAGCUCAAGUUGAAGAGGCCCCUGCUGAGACUGAACCAAAAUUCAACCCUUUUACUGGAGCUGGAAGGCGCUUGGAUGGGAAGCCUUUGAAAUAUGAGCCUGCACCAGCUUCCUCAUCAGGAUCCAAAGACAAGAAACCUGUGGUUGCCAAUGGUACCGCACCACCUUCCACAGGAUCUAGUUCACAAACUGGCAAUCGUCAGGCUCAGGGAAAGCUAGUUUUUGGAGCAAAUGCUAGCCGUAUUCCAAAGGAGACACCAAAGAAGGAAGCUACAAAAGACGCUAAACAAGAGCAGCAACCUGAAAAGAAAGAAGAUCCCAAGUUCCAGCCAUUUACAGGGAAAAAGUACUCACUAAGGGGUUGAUCGGAUUCUGAAUCCACUGUAUUUUUAACUUAUGUUGCUCCUGCCAUCUGACCUCUGGUGCAGAUUGGAUGAAUGAUAGAAGAUUCUAAAGUGAUCUCAAGUGUUGUAAUAUUGAGUGAAACAUUACACAUGCUGAAACCGAGGAUAGAAAUACAACUUCUGUUUGCGAAGCAUCUGUUUACCUCCUGGGCACCCUGGAUCCUUUGCAAUAUUACAAUGUUGAACUUACCUGAGCUGUUAGAGCUCUCUGAUGUACCAAAAUUCUGAGCUCCAUCAUACCGCCUUUUCAAGUCAGUGUGGUCGGUUGAACUAAUCGCCAAUUUGAAGAAGAAAAAGCUGACUUGUUAUAUUGUAGUCAUUUUUCUUGGUGCCUCAUAUUGAAUUCAGGUUACGAGGCAAUAUCGCAACUAGCAUGUCCGUCCGUAUGACCAAUUCUUUUGUCGUUUCACAAAUCAUAAAAUAUGCUCAUUUGUGUUAUUUUUGGACACAUUUUUGUAAACGUUAUGAAUUUCAGAACAAAUUUAGAUCCAUAAUAUUUGCUCUCGAAGAAAGUUUAGAUCCAUGGUGUUUGCUUUCCAAAAAAGCAUAUAAUGACG
Messenger RNA from Fragaria vesca subsp. vesca, 1794 nucleotides. Its product is annotated as ubiquitin fusion degradation protein 1 homolog. The coding region runs from base 227 to 1198 and encodes 323 amino acids. Gene Ontology annotation, molecular function: polyubiquitin modification-dependent protein binding. Gene Ontology annotation, cellular component: VCP-NPL4-UFD1 AAA ATPase complex. The record is from RefSeq and is a predicted model, not a curated record. The transcript is spliced from 10 exons. Lineage: Eukaryota; Viridiplantae; Streptophyta; Magnoliopsida; Rosales; Rosaceae.